Messenger RNA from Phyllopteryx taeniolatus (common seadragon), 4571 nucleotides. It is a transcript of the gene htr5ab, whose product is annotated as 5-hydroxytryptamine (serotonin) receptor 5A, genome duplicate b. Bases 209 to 1333 code for a protein of 374 amino acids. The record is from RefSeq and is a predicted model, not a curated record. Gene Ontology annotation, biological process: adenylate cyclase-activating adrenergic receptor signaling pathway. Gene Ontology annotation, cellular component: plasma membrane. The transcript has 4 exons. Gene Ontology annotation, molecular function: G protein-coupled serotonin receptor activity. NCBI's taxonomy places the organism in Eukaryota, Metazoa, Chordata, Actinopteri, Syngnathiformes, Syngnathidae.
CAUAGUGUUUAUCAUGUGAAAUGGACUCAGAAUCACUCCCACCUCUCAGCCAUCCUCUUGUCUGCCCCCUAUGCCAACCGGCGUGGUUCAUUCCUCAUGCUCACUGUGUGUGUCUGUGUCUGUGUGUGUGUAUGUGUGUGUGUAGUCAAGCCACACUAAACCACACUGAGCCAUCAGUCCCCCCUACACCCCAGGCGGCGAUGGAUGCAUGCAAACCACGCACGCAGCACCUUCUGCCGCACUACUACUUGACGCUGCACCGCUGAACGGGAUGCAGAAUGAGUCGACUUCCGUCUCAGAACCGUCUACCAUGACGUAUCCCAACGGCAGCGUGGCGAACGCCAGCGGCCACGCCCCUGAAAACGACAUCUACCGGCCCUUCUCCCUGUUCAGCGUGCUCACCCUGACCCUGCUGGCCAUGCUGGCCGUGGCCACCUUCGUGUGGAACCUGCUGGUGCUGCUCACCAUCCUGCGAGUGCGCACGUUCCACCGGGUGCCGCACAACUUGGUGGCGUCCAUGGCCAUCUCCGACGUGAUGGUGGCGGCGCUGGUGAUGCCGCUGAGCCUGGUGCACGAGCUGAACGGACGCCUGUGGAAGCUGGGCCGCGUCCUCUGCCAGGUAUGGAUCUCCUUCGACGUGCUGUGCUGCACGGCCAGCAUCUGGAACGUGACGGCCAUCGCUCUGGACCGCUACUGGUCCAUCACGCGCCACCUGGAGUACACGCUCAAGACGCGCAAGAAGAUCUCCAACGUGAUGAUCGCCCUCACGUGGCUGCUGUCAUCCAUCAUCUCGCUAUCGCCGCUCUUCGGCUGGGGCGAGACGUACACCGAGGGCAUGAAGUGCCAGGUGAGCCAGGAGCCGUCGUACACCAUCUUCUCCACGUUCGGCGCCUUCUACCUGCCGCUCUGUGUGGUGCUCUUCGUCUACUGGAAGAUCUACAAGGCGGCCAAGUUCCGGAUCGGCUCUCGCAAGAGCAACACCAUCACGCCCAUGGCAGAGGUGAAAGAGGAGGCUCGGCAGCCCCAGAUGGUGUUCACGGCGCGGCACGCCACCGUCACCUUCCAGACGGACGGCGACACGUGGCGCGAGCAAAAGGAGAAGAAGGCGGCGCUAAUGGUGGGGAUCCUGAUCGGCGUCUUCGUGCUCUGCUGGAUCCCGUUCUUCAUCACCGAGCUCAUCGUGCCGCUGUGCUCCUGUGACAUCCCGCCCAUCUGGAAGAGCAUCUUCCUGUGGCUCGGCUACUCCAACUCCUUCUUCAACCCGCUCAUCUACACCGCCUUCAACAAGAACUACAACAACGCCCUGAGGAACCUCUUCUCCAGGCAGCGUUGACCCAGAGACUGCAUCCCAGACACUUCCCCCAAACCCCUGUCGUUUUUAUGGAACCUCCCAGCCGGACUCCUCAAAGAGACGAAUAAAUGUCCUCGUUAUAAGGAAAAGUGCUUUGGAAGUACCCCGAUAUGCCGCCGGAUAUUGGUUCAAAGGAGAGUCGGGAGACAUACAAACAGACGUUUUGACUGCCGAGGUAGUCAUUGGUGAAUGUCAAAGAGUGCUCCAUAGGUAUACAAAAUCAGGCUCCACGCAGUUUGACUGAUGCUUCCGGGGCAAUUAUUGUGGCUGGGAGCUGACAAAUGAAAGAAACAGGAUGCACUGAACCUAAUGAAGUCACAGCUGGAGGUACACCUGCACUAUCAAAUGGUGUUCGCUAUAGAAGACUCCAAUAAGGAUGCAAUGUUUCUCCGUUCAAAUAUGCUCAAAAGUGUUCCCCAAGCAAAAUCAGUUUCACUUUGCAACCUGAAAUUUGGUAGGCGAUGUCUAUCGUAACUCAGACUACAAUCACAAAAGGGUCUCAAGGGUCAUUUUGGCCAUUUCCACAGGUCCUUCAAAAUGAACUUCUAGACCAGCGGUUCUAAAAUGUCACCCUGGGACCCGCAUUUUCCAAUUGUUGCAAAGUCGCGACACACUUUCAUAUACGUGAAGAACAAUAAAGAGUCGAAAAAUAGCCUCUGAAAACAGAAAGAGCCUAGAAAUACACCGAGAUUUUACGACUAGGUGGGGUUCACUGUACAACUAUAUUUCCUUCAUACAAAGUGGUCAUUGGUUCUACACCACCGUAAAACCUACAGCCACAAUAAUUAAGAAAUUGUCACAUUAUGAUUGAACUCUAUCUUUGUAAAAGUGGACUCAUUAGAUGUGCAGGUGUACCUAAUUGUGUGUCGUGGGACUGUUCCAAUUAAACACUUGCCAGAUCGGAGACAAUAUUGGAUUUGAGAUCAGAGAAGUCUCCACCAUUAGCCACGGGGUAUUUCAAUGGUGUCCCACAUAUUGUGUUAAAUCCCAUUCACUUUGUUUUCCCCGUCAGUAUUCCUAAGACUCUUUUUCUCAAACAACUCAUUUGCAACUUCAACCGUUGCAAGCAGCAUCACGGGAAUUUCCCUUGUGCCAGAUGCAGCAAAAAUGAAUUCUUAGGUGGGCGUGUAUUAAAAACGUUUUGCAUGGGGUUUCAAUUGACUCCUCUUUGUCCUCAUUAUUUCACGGCACACUGCGAUUGACGCAAAAGGACGCAAAAUGUAAUUUGUCACCUGUCUGCUCGCCGGCUUUAUUGCUGCAUGCAUGGCGAAGGUAACAAAAGAAGAAGCAAGUUUUCAUAUUCAGACUUUGUCUUCUUGUGCAAUGCCGCAUAGCUUGAGGUAAGUGAGAAUUAAUAGAGGGAUGUAGGAAGAAUACACAAAGAAUUGAACGCUAGGUUUGUACAGCUGCCGUGUUAUUUAGUUAACAAAUAAUAUCCCCCCCCCAUGGCAAAAUCACAUUUCUUUAAUAAUCUUGUCUACGAUAUAAGCAAGGGUUUGAGCUAAUUAGGAUGGUAACACUGCGACUCAGCUUUCACAAUGGUAGGAAUGUUGCAAACUUUCCAUGGGAAUUUACAGGAAUAAAUCAAAGCCAAAAUUGACACUUUUUUGGGGGGGGGGAACUCAGCCCCAGGAGUCAGUUUCACUUGCCAAUAUGAAAUUCAAUAGGCAGACCCACAAAAAAAGUCCCAAGAACCCCUGCCCAAAACGGCGAAAACGCACAGCAAGUCUGUCAUUUUGGUUUGAAACUGCCGUUUUAGGGUCUUUAUGACCAUUUCCGGGGGUUCUGCAAAAAUACAAAAGUACUUCAAAAGAUUAUAUCUGAUUGUUGCCAAAUGUGAAACACUUAUACUAGAAAAAUGGACGACACUAAGUGGCAAAAAAGUUGCACAAUUGCCAAAUUGUGUAAUUUGGUCAAUUUCCCGGGGCUGGUCAGAAACUAACUACACAGAGAUUUUAUCCGAACGCAACACAUUUGAACCACAUAAACCAGACAAAUGAUUUGCCAGAAAGUUUCUAGAAAUUUCUAACCAGAAAACCAGAACAUCUGACACAUUUUCAACAACAAACUGACUUUUUAAAAUCACCACAUUCUUAAUAUUUCUUCCACAAAUUCACAUUGACGACUACUGUAGGGACUAGUUGUUGUGUAAUAUCUUUUUUUUCUGUAAUGUGAAAGCAUUUUGCAUUUUGGGGUAAGGUUUCAUUUUCAUAAUAUUCAUGCAAUGACAAAAGAAAUCGUAAUAGCCAAAUUACAGUUAACUAAAACAUUUGUAGGCUGACUACUAAUUGCUGCACAUGGGCAAUUUUGUACGAAAUCCUACAUUUCUGUGAAGUGACGUGUUGUUUAACUAACACAAAUUACACUGAAUCAUCUUUGUACAUGAUGAAACAAACAUUUAAACAAAAAAAUGUCAGCCGACUACUAAUUACAUAGCAUUUUUGUACAAAUUCUUAUUAAAUCUAAGGAGAACAUGCCAAUAGCCAAUAGAAUCCAUUUUAUUUAUCAAAAACAUACAACAUACUAAAUCCUCAUGAGAACAUGCUGACCCUUUAUGACGCUUUCUUGUUUAUUGUUGUGUUUUUGUUUUCACACUAUACCUGUAGCCAACCAUGGAUCCAAUAAUUUUAGUAAGAUUGAUGUCUAUUGGUCCAACAUUUUCUGCCAAUUGGUGUCUCACAUAAUUGACCAACAAUUACAGUGUUUGAUUUUUACACAUUUAAAUAUAAAAUACCUUGUUUUAAGAAUAAAGAAUCAUCAUAAUUAGCCAGCAACCAGUCCAGGGUGUAGGUACCCCACCUUUCACCCAAAGUCAGCUGGGAUUGGCUCCAGCUCACCCACGACCAUAGUCUGGAUAAGCACUAAAGAAAAUGGAUGAAUCAUUUUUUAAAAAUGUUUGGUGAUUACCAACUACAGAACAUUUUUGGACAAAAUCCCACAGAAUUCACAUGAGAACAUUCUGACCAUUUGUUAUGACUGGUGUUGUUGUUUUUUGUUUUGUUUUUUUGUAGAAGAAUGUAGCCAACCAUUUUAAAAAAUAAAUCGAAAAUGGCAUGCAUUCUCUCAUUUUAUAGCCCAAGAUUGUCAUGUGAGUGUGUGUAGCCCCUUACCUUGUUCAGACUGUCAUGUUAAAGAGGAAAUAAAUCACACCUAAAACAAAACGAAAAAAAUGGAAUGGUUUCACUCCGUGUCAAAUUUGACCAUAAUAAAUGUGGGAAUU